UUUUAAGCCUAUGUUUGUCACGUGGAUGUCUUGAAUCAUGAGUGAGGACUACAAACUACCCUUGAAACAAAAUCGGCCGUCUUUCAGUCCUCCGCCCAAACUGAGGAAGAAUGUUAUCACCUCUAAAUUUGUUUCACCUGUUUUAAACCGUUUAACACCAAACAAGACUUCAUUUCCAUAUCCAUCCUUCAAUCCAGAAGUUGGUGAAACUUUAAUUGAGCAAUGUUUCAAAAUUAUCAGUAAAAUUGGGGAAGGCUCCUAUGGAAACGUGUUUAAAGUUCAAAGGAAUUCAGAUAAAUGUAUUUUUGCUGCCAAAGUAACAAAGGCUCCUUUUUUAAAUGAACAAGAUAGGAACAAGAAAUUGAAUGAGGUUAGGCUUCAUUUCUUGUUUUCCAACCAUAAUAAUGUUGUCACACUCCAUGAUGCCUGGGAAGAGAGAGGAUACCUAUAUUUGCUCAUGGAGUUUUGUAAAGAGACCCUCUCAAAUCGAAGUAAUCGAGAUCAUGCCAUUCCCGAAACAAUAGUUUGGAAAAUGCUCCAUGAUAUUCUUCAGGCUCUGAGUUAUAUCCAUUCAAAGGAAGUAAUUCAUAUGGAUGUUAAAAUGGCAAAUAUUAUGAUUGGACAAGAUGACGAUUUCAAAUUGAUCGACUUCGGAAUCAGUAAUUUUGCAGGCGAAGUAAAUUUCCAGAAUAUGUGUGGUGGUGAUCAGAGAUACCUUGCACCUGAAAUCAUCAAUCAACAUUGUACCAAAGCUGCAGACAUAUUCAGUUUAGGAGUUGUAGCCCUCGAAAUGGCUGGUGACUUCAUUUUGCCACAUGAAAUGGAGCUGCUUGCGAAACUUAGGAAAGGAUUACUUCCCUCAAAUCAUAAUAUCUCACCAGAGCUAAGCCGAAUUAUACAAAGCAUGCUAACACCAGAUCAUACAAUACGUCCAUCCGCCUUAGAAUUACUGAAGAAUGAAACAUUGAUCAAAGAAGUAAGGAAGUACCAUUUAGAAAGCUGUAAGAGAAAAAUUCACGGAAUUAAAGAUUGCUACUCUAAGUAUAUAGCUGCGUUAGCCUGUAGACUUUUAAGCAUUCUAAACUUUGGAUUGAAAUUUUUCACCAAUGUCUUAUUCAGUCGACAAAGAAUACCUGUUAUUGUUGAACCUAAAACACCAGAUUGUACACCAGAGGAAGUGGGCAGUGUAUCUAAUGUAAUAUCAGCAACUCCACCUGGUUUAACUUCUUCUGGAAUCAAAGACCGUAGUAGUAAACAGCUUGCAAGUGCUAUUUCAACCAGGAGACUUGCAUUAACAAAGAUGACAUCCUUGAAAACUGCGUCAUCACCCGCCCGAAAUUUGAAACAUGAAUUUUCCUCAGAUGAUGAAGACUAGUCACUUUUAUCAAAUUGCGUUAAUAGUCCAGGCAGUCUAAAGGAAAUCUAAAGUCCAAGAAAUCAACAUUUUGUACUUUGGGUGAAGAUAUCUCGUCGGCGUCGGUAUUCUUCCUUAACGCCGCAGCAUCGGGUAGACUUUAAGAAAUAUCAGCUGCCAGCAAAGGUAAGAAAUAAUCUUAGUUAUCAAAGCGGUUAUGUAUUGUCAGUAAUGAAGCUUUCUGUCUACCCGACAUCAUCAAUGUAAGCAAAUAGAUGAAGUAGACCUCAAAUUUUCCUCGUUUUUAAGUUUUCCCUUGUUAGUCUGAGGGAAAAUGUAUGUUUAAGUAGCUUACUUUUGAUCUGAUUUUGUUUUUCCCUGCCUUUUCUAAGUAGUAUUAAUUUUCUUUCCAAACCUGUGAUCAUUGAGUGGCUUUUGUUUUAAGUCUGUUCAAAAUUAAGCACUCUUUACUUACAUGUAACCAUCACAUGUAAUUAAAAAUAGGUCUCUAGAUUUUAAGAAUAAUGUGAUGUUUUUAAGUUUUUUGUUAACAUAAUUGUAAGAAGAAAUUACUUUCAUCCAUCCAUCCAUCCAUAUUACACUUUCAAGAUGUAUUACUGUAUUCAGGGUUAUUCAAGUCCUUCGAUGUACUUGAAUUUUCAUGUCGUUCAAUACCCCUAGACUUUGGGAAAGUGUCAGAACUACAUUUUGCAAGAUGGAACUACUGUUUCUGGUUUACCAAUAAAUGCAUCUAUCCGGAUGGGGAAAUUAAUGAAUUAAUUAAUGAAGUGUUGUUUCUGAAGUAAGGCAGAAAUAGUAAUUCCUUAUGGCAAAAUAUUGUUCAGAUGUACUUGAAAGUCCUUGAAUUUUAUAUAAUUAGGUUAUUUUGUUUACAAGCUUUGAGAAGAUCGGUAUUUUCCCUCUUUAGAGAUGGAUGUUUCUAAAAUGUCAAAUAGGGUAGUCCAUGCAUUCUGUGUGUACUCGCACAUUUACAUAUAAAUAACCAUCAAUUGUCCCGCAGACAAGUUGCAAAUUUAAACAUUCUGCUGAAUGUUUCCUCUUCAAAAUUUCAAGUAGAACACAAUUUGUGCAGCGAAAAUUACUGAAAUCAACUCCUAACAGAGAUAUUAUCGUUUCUAGUUUACACUGCCUCAGGAAUUGUGUAUUCCCACUCACAAGAAAAACAGUAGUCCACUUGAAUCAAAUAGUGCACAAUAACGAUCUUAGCAGGCUGCCUAAUGGAUCAGUAUUCCUUCCCUGAUCUGUGCUGUUUACAGUGUUAAAGACGUGCAACAGCCAAGUCGAAGCACUGAGGUUGAGUUUCCCAUACUUUGAAACCACGGGUAUUGUUACUGCAACGUUUAAGGUGAUUCGAUGGACGCCAUA
Molecule: messenger RNA, 2740 nt
Organism: Bemisia tabaci
Lineage: Eukaryota; Metazoa; Arthropoda; Insecta; Hemiptera; Aleyrodidae
Gene: Myt1
Product: protein kinase, membrane associated tyrosine/threonine 1
Biological process (GO): protein phosphorylation
Cellular component (GO): nucleus; cytoplasm
Molecular function (GO): ATP binding; protein kinase activity
Source: RefSeq, a predicted model, not a curated record